CUGGUCUUAUAAAUGAGCUGGAACUGGAGAGUCGAUACCGGAGAAUGAGAGAAACACUAGCGAACCAACUUAGAACCAAACACUGGACCUGGCUGUCCUUUAGUUUUUACAUAGAUUUUCUCGUCUUUCCAGGUGUGUUAUAACAAUUAAGAUGGCUGUGUCUGCCAGUGCCAGCUUGAGUAAAGCUGUUAAACAGCAGUACAUGGAGCUACCUCAGGGGGGGAAGGUCCAAGCCAUGUACAUUUGGAUUGAUGGCACCGGUGAGGGGCUCCGCUGCAAAACCAGGACUCUAGAUUCUGAGCCCAAAAGCAUUGAAGAUCUGCCUGAGUGGAACUUUGACGGCUCCAGUACCUACCAGGCUGAGGGAUCCAACAGUGACAUGUAUCUCCUUCCUGCGGCUAUGUUUCGUGAUCCAUUUCGUAAAGACCCCAACAAGCUGGUGCUGUGUGAAGUCCUGAAAUACAACCGAAAGCCUGCCGAAAGCAACCUUCGGAUCACCUGUAAAAAGGUGAUGGACAUGGUGACAGACCAGCAUCCGUGGUUCGGCAUGGAACAGGAGUACACUAUCCUGGGCACAGACGGGCAUCCAUUUGGCUGGCCAUCAAAUGGUUUCCCCGGACCACAAGGUCCAUACUACUGUGGCGUGGGAGCUGACAAAGCCUAUGGCAGAGAUAUUGUAGAGGCCCAUUAUAGAGCAUGUCUGUAUGCUGGAGUCAACAUUUGUGGCACAAAUGCAGAAGUGAUGCCUGCUCAGUGGGAGUUCCAGGUUGGACCUUGUGAGGGAAUCGACAUGGGUGAUCAUCUGUGGGUGGCCCGCUUCAUCCUGCACCGCGUCUGCGAAGAUUUUGGCGUCGUUGCCUCUUUUGACCCCAAACCCAUCCCAGGAAACUGGAAUGGUGCAGGCUGCCACACAAACGUCAGCACCAAGGAGAUGAGGGAAGAAGGAGGAUUGAAGGCUAUUGAAGAUGCCAUCGAGAAACUGGGGAAGAGACACCGCUAUCAUAUCCGAGCCUACGAUCCCAAAGGGGGCCUUGACAACGCACGCCGUCUCACCGGUCACCACGAAACAUCAAACAUCCAUGAAUUCUCAGCCGGCGUGGCUAACCGCGGAGCCAGCAUCCGCAUUCCUCGCAGCGUUGGUCAGGAGAAGAAAGGCUACUUUGAAGACCGCCGCCCUUCGGCCAACUGUGACCCGUACGGUGUGACCGAAGCACUGAUUCGUACCUGUUUGCUGAGCGAGGAGGGUGACGAACCAACAGAUUACUAAAUUCAUAACAUAGAAACUGAUCUCCACUGCCUUCCCAACUUUACCUUUUCUUUAAAUGGUACGGUUCCUUCUCCUGUCUCCUUCACUGAGAUAAUUAGAACUCACACCUUAAUGAUGUGGCUAUUCAAAAAGAGACACAAUAAUGAGAUUUUUGGUAGCUAUGAACUGGUUUUAUCAGGGUAUUUGUUUAGGAGGGAUUGGGCUUUUUGUAACAAGUUUGUAGCUCGUGUCAUAUCAUUUCCUCUUUGUCCGUGUGUGACUAAAAUGAAAAGAAGCACAAGGACACAACAAAGUAGAGCUGCUAAGGCGGGACAACAUGUGUAACUUAAAUCUGACAAGCUCAUGUACUGUUGUGUUGUCCUGACGUUUCAUCCAUUGAGUCGUCAAUGUUACUAAUGCUCUCAUUUUUUGAAGUGUCUUUUUUUUGUUUUUGUUCAAAUUGUAAUUUUUGUCUUCAGAUUCUUACACACUGGGUCACCUUGUAUGGUACACUUUAUAAAUGUCUGUACCCAGAUGUAGUUAUGUGUUGGAUUAUGUCUAUAAUGCCAUUAUUUUUCUUUUUUUGUAGAUUUUCCUCAAGGAGUUUUAUCCUUUGUUAACUAUGAUACUGUAAGGCAUCUGAUUUGGUUAAAAAAAACAUCAAGUUUACUAUGCUUGGUGAUCUUAUUGAUACAUUUAAAACUUUUAUUUUAUCACAA
Messenger RNA from Oryzias latipes (Japanese medaka), 1965 nucleotides. It is a transcript of the gene glula, whose product is annotated as glutamate-ammonia ligase (glutamine synthase) a. NCBI's taxonomy places the organism in Eukaryota, Metazoa, Chordata, Actinopteri, Beloniformes, Adrianichthyidae. Gene Ontology annotation, molecular function: glutamine synthetase activity. Gene Ontology annotation, cellular component: cytoplasm. The record is from RefSeq and is a predicted model, not a curated record.